GUCUUGAACCAGAAGAUAUGAGUUAUGCCUCUGGAGCACCAAAACAGCAAUCCCUUUUCCCACCGCUAGAUGUCAGUGCUCACUCCAACCCCGGUAGUCCAUUAAAGCUACGUCAAAGAAGAAGUGUGGCUACGGCUAACAAUGGCAGCUUCCUCGGAGUUUGAGAUGGACCAGCUUCCUUCAGACCCGCUCCUGCACAUAUUUACGUACCUGAGCUACAGAGACCUGGUCCACUGCAGUUUUGUGAACCGGAGGCUGAACGAGCUCUCCAAGCACAACCUGCUGUGGAAGUCUCUGUGCUGCAAACACUGGCUGCUGACAGAUGCUGACCGCCUCCGGAGCGGCCUCUCCUGGUACUUCCUGUUCAAGCGGUACUACUGGGAUCUGGGCCGCUACAUCCAGCACUACGCCGUGCUGAAGAAAGCCUGGGAGCAGCUGAAGAGCUUCCUGCAGCAGCGGUGUCCUCGCAUGAUCGCGUCGCUGAAAGAGGGCACCUCUGAGUUGGAGCUGAAGGACAUUGAAUCCCAGAUCGGCUGCAAGCUUCCGGAUGACUACCGCUGCUCGUACCGCAUCCACAACGGCCAGAAGCUGGUGAUUCCGGGGCUCAUGGGGAGCAUGUCGCUGUCCAACCACUACCGCUCGGAGGUUCUACUGGACGUGGAGACGGCGGCCGGCGGCUUCCAGCAGCGGAAAGGCAUGAGGCACUGCCUGCCGCUCACCUUCUGCUUCCACACGGGCCUCAGCCAGUACAUGACCCUGGACCCCGUCGAGGGUCGCCGGAUGGGCGAGACCUUCUAUCCCUGUCCCGAUCAGACUGCUCAGGAUCCAGGAGCCAUUGACAUGUUUAUCACAGGCUCCAGUUUCCUGGAGUGGUUCACCACGUAUGUGAACAACGUGGUCACAGGAGAAUAUCCGAUCAUCAAAGAUCAGAUCUUCAGGUACGUUCACGAGAAAGGCUGUGUGGCGACCACGGGGGACAUCACCGUCUCCGUCUCUACGUCCUUCCUGCCGGAGCUUUCGUCCGUCCACCCGCCGCACUUUUUCUUCACUUACCGCAUCAGGAUAGAAAUGUCCAGCGCCGCCUCACCUGAAGCCGCCUGCCAGCUGGACAGCCGGUACUGGAAGAUCACGACCUCCGAUGGAAACGUGGAGGAAGUUCAGGGCCCGGGUGUAGUUGGCGAGUUCCCGGUCAUGACCCCGGGGAAGGUGCACGAGUACGCCAGCUGCACCACCUUCUCCACGCCGUCGGAGUACAUGGAGGGUCACUACACCUUCCACAGGCUGGCCAAUAAGGAGGAGGUUUUUCAGGUGGCCAUCCCUCGCUUCCAUAUGGUCUGCCCCACGUAUAGAGAGCCAGAAACCAGGACGAAGCAGUCAAACAACUCCACUUUUACCUUCAACCAGGACGACGGCGGGGAGUUCAACGACGCCGAUCGCCGGGACAGAAGCAACAGCAGGGACGACAGAGACGACGACGAUGGAGGUGACUUCGGCAGGAUGAGAGAAAUGAACAUGGCCGCCCUGGAGGGGUCGUGGUGCCCCCGACACAUCUGAGGAGCAAAGCAUUCUGGGCGGACAGAAAAUACUUUUCCUGUUUGGAGUCGAGCGAGGAAUUCAACCAGCAAGAGGUUUGCUGAAGUGUUUUCUACGGAAAGCAGAGAGGAUGCCCUGGAAACGAAACAUUUUUCCGGGAAAUACAGCAAACGAAGCUUUAGUGUCAUUUUUGGAUUUAUUUACACAAACAUCUUUACGUUAAAAGUUAAAAAAAUGGCUAAGAUGAGAUCGCAGGAGUCUACAGGUUUCAAAGGACGCGUGCAAUGUUCACCGAAAAGGAAGCUUUAAUAGUGAAAUGUUUUUUUUUCUUCAGAUUCUGGGAUGUAUUCCGCCCCCUGCUGGACACGCCACUGAAUUGCCAGCUCAUUAACAGAUUUUUGGUUUGGUUUUUUUGAAAGAAUUUUGUUGAAGGACUUUAUAUAUGCACAGAAAUUGAGGAGUUAUUUGUUAAAAACAGGCUCAAUGUGUCAGUUUGAUGGAAUUUUUUGGGUUUCUGCAGUGAGACGACUCUUCUAAUAGACUAUCUUGAUUAAAGAGUCAUGUGACUCUAAGUCUAAGUCACCACUAAGCUGAUAUUUUAUAUAUAUGGUUCUUCUAAAACGACUCCAAUAAAAAAGUGAAGCUAAAAAGA
Molecule: messenger RNA, 2185 nt
Organism: Oryzias melastigma (Indian medaka)
Lineage: Eukaryota; Metazoa; Chordata; Actinopteri; Beloniformes; Adrianichthyidae
Gene: fbxo3
Product: F-box protein 3
Exons: 13
Coding region: 142-1554 (470 amino acids)
Molecular function (GO): protein binding
Source: RefSeq, a predicted model, not a curated record